UCGAUUUCAAGGCACGAUCGAACAAAAAAGUAACAAGAUGAGGCGCACCAUCUCGGCCAAAGUUUCCUUUUUAUUUAUUUGUUUAGCAAGUUUUUCAUCUGCUGUGCAGUUGGUAAAGGGACCAACAAGUCAAAGAGUGACUCAGGGACAAACGGUAACAUUAGAAUGUAGUGUGUCGUCAAUACAAGCGGGAGAGUCAAUUGUUUGGAAACAUGUAGAUCUUGGGGAAAAAUUUGUCAGCGUAAACCAUUUGCUCUAUGUAACCGAACCCGAUUUGCGACGAAGAUAUUCUGUGAUUUGGAACAAUCAAAAGCGAGAUUUUCAUCUAAAAAUUGUAGAUUUAAAAGCCAUCGACGGAGGAAGCUAUGAGUGUGGAUACACUGAUUCAAGGCAGUCAUUUAUAAGACUUGCAGGAGCCACAAUUACGGUCGAUGUACCGAUGGAAGGUGCCCCUGUUUGUGAUGCGCAACCAAAAACAUCACAGCUUGGAGAUACAGUAACCUUAAAAUGUUCUGCAUCCGGCGGAGUUUCUGCUCCAACGUUGAUCUGGGAAAGCAAUGGCAGAGAGUUAGCGAAGCAGAUAGGAACAUCGUUUUUAACCUUUGAUAAGCAAAUGCGACAGUCUGAUGUAGGUGCCUCGUUCAUGUGCAGGGCUAUUUCUAGCCUAUAUCCAACUGGUCCGUUCUGUACUAUAACACCUCUCCCUCACCCACUAAGCGUAACAAUUCGUGCUAAUGCACCAUUUUAUAAGGUAGGAGACAACGCUACUUUUUUAUGUACCGAACAUUCAGGAGCGCCAAAUGUGGAAUACGCGUGGCCUAAAGUUGAUAUUCAAAUAUUAAUGAGCAGACGCUAUCUACUUAAGGAUAAUAAUCGCGUUUUAACUAUUAUCAAUUUGGAAGCGGAGCACAACAACUCAAUUCUAGAAUGUCAAGCUAAAACUGCAGACAACCGAGUAAGUGAGGGCGCUUCUAUGGCGAUCAGAAUCCUAAACCAGAUCGUGACCACUUCAACAAUUCAACCAACAGUGCUGUCGCCAUUUAAAGUUGAGAAAAACUCUCUUCACCCAGCAGUUAUCGUCGUGUUUGUUUUAUUAGUUGUUGCAAUUGUGGUUAUCUUGGCUUUGGUGUUGAUCAGAUAUUCAAGAAGAAAAUCUCAACAGUCAUCUCUCAUGAAAAUGGGAGGAAAAUAAACAACGCCCUCUCCACAUCGUCAGUGCUACAUGGUAUUUUUUUAUAUCAUUAUAAAUAAUUUCUGAUAUUCACCAGCGGAAUUUACUUUUAACAUGUACAAAUACUGCAUACUAAUACAAAAUGGUAAACCAAAACACCUCAAAAAGGAGCUCAAUAUCCUAAAUUAUUUCCAUAAUAGAUAGGCCUACCAUAUUUACAUUCAACUUCAUAUACCGUACUGCAUCUGUUAGGUUGAGCCUUUUCGUUAGCGAUUUGAGUAUCAAGGCCUAUACAAUUUCAGUUCAUCGGCUAUAUAUGAAGUGCUGGAAGACUAUGCAAUUGCAGCAUUCAUUAGAACUACAAGAAGAGAUUUCCACACAAAUAUUCAUUUAUAUUUGUUUUCAAGAUCUUAUCAGAACCAACACUUCAAACCUGAAAUCACAUUCAGAAUUCUUUAUUUUGUUUUAAAGGAAAUUACAGCUGUAAGUGCAAAAAUGCAUCGCAGGGAAAAAAGUUUGAAAACACACAUCAAUUAAACGGUAUACUAAAAUGUUUGUGACGGUACUGUUUAACAAGUUUAAAUUUUAUAUUUACUGGUUGCUAUUAAAACUUCUUAUGGAUUAUGAUUACAUUAUGAUAGUUAUUAGUUUUGGAUUUUAACCUCCUACCAUGGACCUAUUAUGGUAUCCAUUGAUAGAGAUUAUUUAAAGAAUGAGUAAUAUCGUUCAUUAUACAUUUGAUUUUUUUUUAUCUCGUACAAUUAUGCAAGUAAAAUGUCCUUUCGUAAAGGUUUUGUUGAAGAAAUAUACCACAAAAUAAUGAUGUUGUCAUUUAAUGUAUCAUUUAGACGGUUUGCAUUUGUAAAUUGGAUUCAUAUAAAAGCUUGACUAUUAAGAAAACCAGUAUUUAAACUAUAAUAAUUAAUUACCGGUAUUUAAGAAUUUAACAUCAUGAUACAUGUACGUUACUUCAGUUGAUCUGAACUAAAAGUAAUAUCGAGGUUAAAACGCCCUCUGUGUUUAGAGUCUUGUACAAUACAAUUGAUUUUAUACGCUCUUAAACCAAACACAAACAAGUUUUUUUUAUUUUGUCAUUUAAUAUUUAGGCAUCUAUGCCCAACAAUCUAAACCCACGUCUAUUUAUGGCUGGAAAUGUUUCUUGAUAAUGUCGGCAUAACUAUUGAUUAUCUCAACUUUUUUGUAAUACGGGAUGAAUGAAUAGAUAUUUUGUAAUACUAACGAAUAAAAGUAAAAUGUAUCAUACAGUUAUAACAAAUGAAUGACCAUGAAGAGUUAUGUUGUAUAAAUCUUAACAGAGUUUACCAUUUAGUAAUACUGUAUGUUCCAAUUUGUUUAUAAAUUUGAUGAAUAGGCCUAAUAGUGAAUAAAUUUCUAAAUAUUUUUUUAAUGUAAUACAAUUAGUUGUGAUAGCCUAUGUAGUGAUAUAAUAUGAUCACCACACAUUUUCUAGAAUAUUUAAAUGUCCUCUUAGUUAUUUUAAGAUAAGAUAAACUUUAUUGUUCCAAAAAAGGAAAAUUGGUAUUCGCAAUAAUAUAAUACAAUUGGCAAUAAAAAUAUUAAAACAAUGAUAAAAUGCAGUAAAAUACAAUAAUUAAAAUAUGGAAGAGAUAACAAACAACAACCAUUUUGUGGUGCGAUAAGUCACAACGAAUUAUUUGUUAAAGUGAAUUGGUUAAUGAUUUAAAAUAUAUAUUUUAUGAUAGUUUAUUAUAAAAUGCAGUAAAAUACAAUAAUUACAAUAUGGAAGAGAUAACAAACAACAACCAUUUUGUGGCGCGAUAAGUCACAACGAAUUAUUUGUUAAAGUGAAUUUGUUAAUGAUUUAAAAUGUAUAUUUUAUGAUAGUUUAUGAUAAAAUGCAGUAAAAUACAAUUAUUACAAUAUGGAAGAGAUAACAAACAACAACCAUUUUGUGGUGCGAUAAGUCACAACGAAUUAUUUGUUAAAGUGAAUUGGUUAAUGAUUUAAAAUGUAUAUUUUAUGAUAGUUUAUGAUAAAAUGCAGUAAAAUUACAAUAAUUACUAUAUGGAAGAGAUAACAAACAACAACCAUUUUGUGGUGCGAUAAGUCACAACGAAAUAUUUGUUAAAGUGAAUUGGUUAAUGAUAAAAAAUGUAUAUUUUAUGAUAGUUUAUGGGGUAUAUUUUUAGCUAUCUUGUAUGAAAAACAAGAAUUAGGACACAAUAAUGAUUAAAAAGUCAUUUUUUUAAGAUAGUA
This is a messenger RNA of Anneissia japonica, 3409 nucleotides long. RefSeq lists its product as uncharacterized. The record is from RefSeq and is a predicted model, not a curated record. The coding region runs from base 38 to 1192 and encodes 384 amino acids. The transcript has a single exon. NCBI's taxonomy places the organism in Eukaryota, Metazoa, Echinodermata, Crinoidea, Comatulida, Comatulidae.